This is a messenger RNA of Nematostella vectensis (starlet sea anemone), 3616 nucleotides long. Its product is annotated as leucine-rich repeats and immunoglobulin-like domains protein 3. Lineage: Eukaryota; Metazoa; Cnidaria; Anthozoa; Actiniaria; Edwardsiidae. Bases 209 to 3316 code for a protein of 1035 amino acids. The record is from RefSeq and is a predicted model, not a curated record. The transcript is spliced from 21 exons. Gene Ontology annotation, molecular function: protein binding.
UGGGUGGUCAGUUGCAUGUCGAUGAGCAUUGGGUUUCAAUCGAUCUCAGAGCUACAUGUCCUUUGGGAGGGAAAGAUUUGUAUACACGCUUUAGUCACUCAGAACGGUGGAACACAUUUGGAGUGAAGACCGGAAAGUUUCUAUAGUAUUUCAUUGUGAAUUGUGGUUACUUGAGUAGCGAUGAACGAACCCCCCUUUGAAGAGUAAGAUGGCGUCCUGGUUUAGCACCUUCUCUUGGCUGGUGCUGUAUAUUUGGAUUUUGUGUGUGUUUGUGAGCAGUCAACAGACUGAAGGGACUGCCUGCUUGGAGAUUAAACCUUGCUAUUGCCUGGGGAACAGAGUAAACUGUGAAGGCAAGCAUUUAACAGCCAUUCCCGUCGGGAUUCCAUCGGAUAUUACGGCGUUGAACCUUGGCUACAAUAAUAUUGUUGAUUUGGACCCCAAACAGCUGUUGAAGUUUACUGCACUAAAGGAACUUCAUCUUCACCAUAACAACAUUCGUAGCAUCCCGCCAUGGGACUCAUUUCCCAGCACUCUUAUGACUCUAACAUUACAUCACAAUAAAAUUGUGGCCAUCCCUUCAUUGAACACAACAAAACAACACGCACUUAAAAAUUUAUAUCUGAAUAGCAAUAAAAUAUCAAGCAUUGGUCAUCAUGCGUUUACCAAUCUUUCAAAUCUUCAAAACCUGAAACUCGGCAAGAAUAGACUCACUUCAGUACCUUCCGAUGCCUUGAGCCAAUUGCAGUCUCUGAAAAGGCUUGAUUUGAGUCGAAACUUCUUUACCUCAAUAUUGGCAUCUGCAUUCAAUAGGCUGUCUUCUCUUGAAGUCUUGAAACUCUCUAAAAAUCGGAUCUCCACGAUACGUGGAGCGUUCUGGGGUCAGAACAAACUACAGCAAUUAUACCUUGACCGCAACAAUUUCACAACCAUUCAGACCAGCUCGUUCUUCGGGCUACGCGAUCUUCAAAACCUUUAUCUACAGAGUAACCGAAUCUCAACCAUAAUAACAACCAAGUUUGCGGACUGGAGGUCGUUCCCAGUUUUGAGAAAAUUGAAUCUGGAGAGAAACAGGCUAUCUCACAUACAAGACACCACAUUCAAGCAUCUUCUAGCACUGAAAGUCCUGAACCUCGCAAACAACCGUAUUUACCACAUCUCGCAGGGCUCUUUCUCGGAUCUGCGAUCGCUAGAAGGCCUUGACUUGAGUAAUAACGACAUCUCAUGGACCGUGGAGGAGAUGAAUGGGCCAUUUCGUGGUCUGACCAACCUCGCAUCUUUGCGACUAGACGGCAACAGAAUCACCGCAAUUGCAGCAACAGCUUUCUUAGGCCUGGAGAACAUCAAAUAUCUAAAUCUAUCGGCCAAUAUUAUAACCUCGAUCCAAGAGAACUCAUUCCAGGGAAUGGACAAACUCCAAAAACUUUGGCUUAACACGUCCCAACUGAUGUGCGAUUGCAAGAUCAAAUGGUUCGGAAGCUGGCUCCGGUCCAGGCCCUCCACUCGACACACGGUCCACGCACGGUGUCUCCACCCUCAAACGCUCUACAUGAAGAGCGUGUUCAACAUCACCCCAGACGCGUUCGUAUGCGAUACGAGCAACCCCAUCCCACAGAUAUCCGUCCACCCGCCCUCCCAGAAGGCCAUGCGCGGUGAUAACGUGACGCUUCGAUGUAGGGUCCAGGUCGUUCAGAGGAACAGCUCUUCUGUGCGCCUGCAAUGGCGCCUGGGAUAUGAGGUCAUCUCGGAGCGCGAUAUCACUGAUUUUGUGAGGACCGAUGACGAUGAUAUUGUGACGUACAACAGCGACCUUUUUUUGAUUUCCGUCGAUUUCUCCGACGCUGGGCUAUAUCAGUGUAUCGCCUCUAACAAAUACGGAUCGCAGUUCUCCAAGAAGGCACGAUUAGAGGUCCUGGAAUUCCCCGUUUUGACGAGAAAACCCCAUGACGUGUCUGUCCACGUGGGUGGGCUUAUCAAAUUGCCAUGCGCGGCCACAGGGUACCCGGUUCCGGUGAUCUCAUGGAGAAUGGGCGAUGGCAAGUCAAAGUUCCCGGCCGCCGAGGAGAAGCGCAUCGAACACCUGCCCUCAGAACAUUUGUUUAUUAUCAGGAAUGCGAGGGGGGUGGACACGGGAGCAUACACGUGUACUGCGACUAAUGGGGCGGGGAGUAUUAACGCUACUGCUUACGUUACUGUUCUGGAGGUCCCUCGUUUCAUGCAGUCUAUGGUCAGCAAACGAGUGCGCACGGGCGAGAGUGCGGUCCUCGAAUGUAAGGCCAGCGGUAGCCCAAUGCCGCGGUUCACUUGGUACAAGGAUGACAAGAAAGUGACUCUCUCAGCGCGCGUGGUGGCUCAUGGUCAGCUGCUAGUGUUCGUGACAGUGUUGCGUGACGACGAGGGAACGUACACGUGUCAAGUGUCAAACUCACUGGGCACGGCACGGCAGAACACGCGGCUGACUGUCGUAGAAGGUUCCGAACUGCAAACAUGUCAAGACAAGGAAUCCCGCUACGACAAGAAGACAUUCCUUGGGAUCAUAGUCAUAUCGGUUGUGACGUGUGUGGUGGGCACGUCGCUCGUCUGGCUUUUAGUGAUCUACUGCGCCCGUCGCGGCUCCCACCGCAGGCGACACAAGUUACGCGCGCGGCCAUUCCAGGCAGACGGUACCGACACCACCAACUCUAAGCUGACACACAGGGACGAACUUAGCUAUAUUCCACUCAAGUCCUCCAGCUCUGGGAGUACGCAAACAAGUCGCGACUCACCGAGGUCAACCGCAACUUUUCUUGCGUCCUCUGAUUCGCAUGGAGCAGCGUUUCCCGUAAGCGCUUCUAUAGAUACCCACUCGGGUUCCGAGAAAACUACGGGAAAUAUUAGCUCGGAGAACUCGCUUAAAGGAAGUCACUGUUCGUUGACAUCGUCAUGUCCGUCGGUUGAAUCGGAGCCUGUUCGACAGGUGGUUCACGUUCAGAUUCACUCUUCCGAUAGUGAUUCGGAAAAGUGCAAAGAGACUUCACCGACGCGAAGGAAAGAGACCGCUAAUUUGGCGUGUUCUCAGAGCGACUGCGAGGACGCUUCAGAACAUUGCGGGUCUGCCGCGCAGCACUGCGGGACAAAUGCGGGUUAUUGCGGGAUACCCUCGAAUCAUUGCGGGACUCCUUUAGAGACUAGCGGGACCUCUUCGGGCCAUUACAGAACGUUCCGUGGGCUCGGCCCGGAAUACGAUAGCAAUGACGUUGGAAGUGUUCUGAUAAAAAGCAAAGAAAUGAUCGUACGAACGCCUUCGUCAGAACAUUUCAGUACCACUCAUGUAUAGGAAACCUUGCACAAAUGUAAAUAUUUACUUCUUCACAAUCCUCUUUAAACCGCACCUGUAUAUGUCGGGCGAUUGUGCGGAGAUAGAGGCUUGGACGGUCCUGUGUUUGCCGCAAAUAUCCCGCCUGGUGAGACGAGCCUCUAGAUAGUGCUGGUCGUAUUAGUCGGUGUUGGUGUAUUUACUGUCUUCGUGACCUCUACAUAUGUUGGUCUUAAUAGUGAGGCGUGUUUGUUGUGGUUCAGUCUCAUCUUUCAGGAUGUAUAGCGGCAAACGUUUUCUAAUAAAAACCCAUUCACCAUA